AAACCGCUUCAGCUUGAAUUGGUGUCAAAAACCGAAGUUCUCAGAGGGACCACUCGCUGGACUCUGGCCAGUGCCAUGGUUCGCAGGUUGGUAGCUGUUGCCGUGCUGGUCAUCGCACUGCAUGUUUCACAGCGUGUGCCGACCUAUCUGAACACUUCUUCGCGCGCCGCGCGCAGCCGCUCACAGCGCGCCGCGGUGCAGGAAACCGUGCAGGACUCAGAAUUCCUCUCAGAGGUCAAAGCAGCUUUGGGAGAGAAGGCUUUUCAAUGGUCAAGUGAUCUUGGUGCAGCUAGCUGGACAGAGAUCUUAGAGCACUCGGAUGACUUGGUAAAGGCGACUGGUGAUCCAGAGCUUCUCGGCCGCCUCUUGUGCUGCGCCAGCGCGGGCGGCGCGCUGCCGCCCUCCCUGGCGCUCUUGAAGUCCCCGAGCCUGCGACCCGCUGUCCGGAUCUUGCUUGAGCUCCAGCGUUUGGAAGGUCAGCAAGUGAUCGAUUCACUCAUCGAUUGCGCACUGGAACAGAUGGAGACGGGGCAAUUGGACUGGUCCUCCAUCACCGAUCGACUCCCGAGCUCCACGCCACGCGCGGAGGCCGCGGCCCGCGUGGCAGCUCGGCCGGCGGCGGAGGCGGCGGUGCGGCUGAUGACGCUAGGCAACAACUUGGCAGAAGAGGUCACCGUCCAGCAAGGUGAUGGACUGAAGAUGGACGGUUUGCGGACCAGUGGUGUCUCAAUGAAGGGAUGCUUGCAACGAUGUGCUGAAGAUGGAUGGGGACAGUGGGCCUCGUACUUUGUGGCCGAAGGGCCAGAGGACCUGAUCGGGCAGCGGCUGGUGGCGUGUAAGCGUGUGGGUGGCGAGCGCAUUGUCGGCGAGAAGGGUAAAGCUUCCUUCAAGGCUGGAGACCUACUGUACUUUGCAAUGCCAGAUCGUGCUGCACUGCUGGAGAUGGCCACUUAUGACCAGCUCCCCGAGUUCUCUGCACAGCUGGCGCUGAUGUUCCGGGAGGGUCUCGAUGAGCGAGGCGUCGUGGCGCCGCCCGAGAUGCUGGAAGCAGCGAAGUUUCUGAAUAGCAUCCAGGACCUGAAUGAAGCAGAAGAGGCCGAACGGCGCUUGUACCGCUUCGAGAAGUCGCCCCUGGCGCGACGGGCCUUCGAGGAUUUGCAGUUGGAUGAGCUUUGGGCAGAAUUCUGGCCCGCAUUGACACCGAGACUCCCGGAGAUCUACAAGGCGCUGCGGAAAGCGAUGCUGCGCGCGCGGCCCUUGCAGAAGAUGGAGCCCAGGCGUGUGUCCGUGGUGCGCAUCAAUGUGCUGGGUGUCAUUGGACUUUUAGUGGUCUUCGGAGCACUAGCUUGGGGAGCCUGGCAAUAUUUCCAGAGCUCAUCGGGUCCCGAGGACUUGCCCCUCUAUACCCUGAGAAGUGAGGGCUGACGAUGGCUGACCGCAUGCCGCAGGGACCAAUCAGGUGUGCGAGGGCGAAAAGAGAGAAAAACUGUGCGUGGUUGCAGAGAAACUGAG
Durusdinium trenchii is the source of this 1512-nucleotide messenger RNA. The record is from the annotation of a GenBank genome assembly. Lineage: Eukaryota; Dinophyceae; Suessiales; Symbiodiniaceae.